AUGCUUCCAAAUCCAGAUCCAGCGCAGAGAGCCAGGUUUGCUGCUGACAGUAUGACUUCAACUGGACAAAACUUGUUCCAGCUCAUCAGACUUCUGAGUGUAUCAGCUUUAGCUUUGCUGAUAAAAAGUCAACAAAAGGAUUAUCCUGUAAAAAUCCAGGGAUAUUAUUGGAUCUCUGUGGGCGUGAAGAUUCUUAUUUUAAAAACCAUGCACAUCUUUGAUAAGGACCUAUGCUCCCUACAGUACAACAUUGGACUGGAGCUGGAAAUGUUCCAUAUAAUUGAAAGCCCAUUAGCUAAAGCAAGAGGGCAGAACAUGACCAUAUUUUGUUUUAAUAGGCUCGGCUAUUAUCCUUGGUACACAUUACAGGAAGUUCUUGCUAAUGGUGGCCCACCCCAGAACUUCAGUUUGCAAACUCAUCUGGAAUAAGCUGGCUGUGACAUUAACUCUUACAUCCCAGCUAAGGACAUCAGUAGAUUAGUUGUCAUAGCCUGGAAGCACCAGAGGCCUCAGUGGGCCUGCAACUGGCAUGCAAAAGAAAUCUACAGAGAAAAGUCCAGGAAACUCAUAACUGAAAUGGAAGGGAUUAGUUUAGCAAAUAAUGGUGAACAUUCAGCCAGACUUCCCUUUGAAGAAAGUGAAAAGGCUUUUAUUAACAAAAGAAUUGCAUCAGGAAUGAAAAGCAGACCAAAGGGCCUGUGGGGAUGCUAUUUAUACCCUAACUGUCCCAGUUACACUUUCUGUGAUCACAACUACACUUGUUUCUGCCCAAAGAGUGAAGUUUUGAUUAUUUCCUGGCUCUGGGAUGGCAGUGCAGCCCUGUAUCCUUCCACUAACAUUAAGAAAAUCCUUGGAAACAGUAAAAACAUUUGGCAUUUUUCUCAGUUUCGGGUGAAUAUCCUAAGGAUUUACUCCAUGACAUCCCAAGAUUAUGCAUUGCCCAGAUUUGUGUAUGCUUGGCUAGAUUAUAAAGAUGAACCUUUAUUAUUUCUCCCUAUGGCAAAUCUUAUUAACACUUUUGGAGAGUGCCUGGGAACUGCAGGUAUUGUUAUUUGGUUAGGUGUGAAUUCAACUUCUUCAGAAGCAAGCCUAGGCCUGAUUUAA
Chaetura pelagica (chimney swift) is the source of this 1104-nucleotide messenger RNA. Its product is annotated as hyaluronidase-4-like. Lineage: Eukaryota; Metazoa; Chordata; Aves; Apodiformes; Apodidae. The record is from RefSeq and is a predicted model, not a curated record. Gene Ontology annotation, molecular function: hyalurononglucosaminidase activity. Gene Ontology annotation, biological process: carbohydrate metabolic process; hyaluronan catabolic process.